Messenger RNA from Symbiodinium sp. CCMP2592, 4725 nucleotides. The record is from the annotation of a GenBank genome assembly. NCBI's taxonomy places the organism in Eukaryota, Dinophyceae, Suessiales, Symbiodiniaceae.
AUGGCAUUAAAGAAUGCUCGUGGCCGGUUGGUGGCGGACCCCGCCAUCGGAGUUAGUGACCUGAUGGGCCCAAUCAGGGAGUUCAUGAAAGGUGGGCCAGGUCGCAACCUCCAGGCGGCUUUGCAAAUUCCCGUCGGUACAUCCUGGAAAACGGCAGUGAAUGUUGAAUGGAUGGCUCACUUGUCACCACUUUACAUGGGCUAUGCUGCCGUAGCUGCCAACACCAUCCUUCCAGGCAAGAAGCACAAGAAAGCUUUAGAAGAGAUCCACUCCAAAACACCAGUGCAUGACAGCAAGAAAGCAGACAAGGGUGUCAUUGAUUAUUUGGAUGAGAUGAUCAGAAUCGGGUUCUCGCAUUUCCGUGCUCUAGCCCAAAGCCCCGAAGCAAGGAGCCGAGCAUUUCGCAAAGCCAGCCCGAGCCAAGUGGAGCAGAUCGAUGGCGUCCUGAAGCUUCUACAGGUUGGCGACAGCAGCGAGGCUGUGGAUGGUGCCACCCCCUCGCCGAAGCCUGUCGCAGAUAGGCCCACCGAAGCUACACGUGGUUUGCCCAUGAGUGCCGAGAACGAAGCUGCACGUGAUUUGCCAAAGAGUGCCGAGAAGGCCGAGCCAGAUUCUUCGUUUCCGAAAAACAUGGACGAAGCAUCGAAGUUGUUCCAGCAGAUUCUGGCACAGAGCGAUGAUGAUGAUGAUGAGCAUGGGCCCGAAAAGGCCACAAGCUCGACAGAUCCGAGAACCCCUCCUCCGAAGCUGAGGCGGGGAGGCAAGCUCAGUCCCGGUGAUUUCGACAAGCUUUUGGAGGCGGGUGAUGUGGACGAUGAUGAGCAAGCCUCUUUGAGAUCGGCUGCAGAGGUCAUCCCGAUCGGCCUUAACGGAGAGGUCCAGCUCACCAUCUUCAAGAAGAAUGGUGGCAAGAGCUCCAAGGACAAGGUGAGCAAAGCCGAGGGCAAGAAGAAGACCAAGAAAGCCAAGAAAAAGCCAAGCGCCCAGGACAGCACCAGCAAGGCGAAGAAUCAGAAAGUGAAGGCCACGAAAGCACAGAAAGAGAAGAAAGCCCAGAAAGACAAGAAAGCCCAGAAAGAGACGAAGGCUCCGAAGGCCCCGGAUGACAAUGAGGUCAAGCCCGCCGAGCCCAACGAUGUACAGGAAGAGGAGAAGCCGCCGGCGAAGCGACUUCGUGGCAAGACGAGCUUGACUCCAUCCGAGAAGCCCGAUGAUGAGCCCGAAGGCCAGGAUGACACAGGGGGCGAGGUGUUGACGAGGUCAAAGAAGAGACACCGAGCCGUUUCCAAGGCAUAUCACAUUGCAUUCACGGCGAACAAGCAUUUGGGCAAGGACCAGGCCAAGAUUGAGGCCCGGAAGGCACACCAGCUGGAGGGCGAGAGGCCGGACAUCAAGCCUGCCGGAGAUCAAGCUGUGGCUGGAGUGGAGGCCUUCUUGUGUGGGGAAAGGGUCUUGGCAUGGAGGCAACCUAUGUGCUCAGCCUUCGUCACUUUGGACAACGACUCUGAGGUGCAGCGACUGGCCCGGAUGCUGAAUGGCUGGCCGUGCGAGAUGCUUUCACCUACUCUGUUGAAAGUUGAAAAGGCUGUGCCGAGAAUGCGGUGGCUGAACCAGAGCCCUCGUUUGGCGGCCGCUUUUGCCGAAGAGGAAGCAAAGACGGAUGAGUACCAGACAACACCUGGGCUGGAGGAGCCGGAGCCGACAAAGGAGGAGGAAUGGCCCAUGGAGACGGAGCCCAAAGAUGAGCAGGAACAGCCAGCGGAGACGGAGCCCAAAAAUGAGCGGGAACAGCCAGCGGAGACGGAGCCCAAAAAUGAGCAGGAGCAGGCCGUGCAGGAAGAUGUUCCAACGAGCCCGGCCGUAGAGGCGGAAAUCGAGUUCGACUUCAAGCUCUGGGGGCCGAAAGAAGAGGGCGAAAUCGGCUGGCCGGAAGAGUCGGACCGGGAGCAGCCGAUCGUUGUGGAGCUGCGACCAUUGUACCAUGUUACCAUGAUGCCAUCAAUGAAGCGACCGGCAGCGGCAGCCCUGACGACCAAAGCCAUGAAGAAGCCCAGCAAAGGCAAGAAGGCGACCCAGGAGGAAGGCUCCGGUGCUCUCAAUGAGCAGAUCCAGGGCUGGACUCAGGGUGUGGGCGGCCCUGAGGAUGCCCGCGAUAAGGGCAAGGGCGAGAAAUGGUCGAAGAUGUCCCAGCACAAUCAGAUCCCGGAAUUCGUGAUGGACCUCUACCAAAACCCUCCACCCGGAGAAUCGAAGAGGGCCUUCAGGACACAGCUUAUCAAUAAGUUGUUUGUCAGGCGGGCCUCCGGUGCUCUGGACUUGUGCACCCAGGAUGCAUUAUUCGUUCAAGCUAAGUCUGCUUACGAGAACAGGUACCACAAAGCCGAGAUGCAGGGGUACACGAGGUUGGUGUUUUGCGGACAAUUCUUCGCGAACAAUGAGCAGAAAAUGCAACAAGCGAUCGACGAAGGAGAGGUCUACGAAGAGAAGGGGCCAUGUGGCACCGUCUUCUACAACUUCAGGAAGCAGGUCAAGGGCAUUUCUCGUGGUACCAAGAACGAGCACAAGAUGGAGAGCAAGAAGAAGUUGAACUCGUGCGACUACGAGGAGCUUUCGGACCUGAUGGAGGAGCUCAAGUGGCACUACAAGCCCUCGAAGAAGGACUGUGAGUCCAUGGAGAAGGGACAGCUGCCGCCGUCAGCGAUCAAGGUCAUCGAAGAGGCGAUCUCCGCACAGGAGAAGCUGAGCAAGCAGGCUUUGCAGCUCGCCACCAAGAGCUCGACGGAUGUGCCCGAGGAGAAGCUCAAGGAGUUGAAAAAGGGCCACAUGACAGCCAAGAAGCACCUGAGCACACUCCAGCACAUCCUCAACUUCAAGGAGUUCGAGAAUCAUGAGCCGGUUUCGCAGCACGGGCUCGACAAGCUUCUGUUGCAGAUUGCCCAGGACACUGCCCAGCUCAAUCGAGAUGUGGAGAUGGCCAAAGGUGGCCAGAGGCAACGGCUGGCAAGUGCGAGGGAAGAGGAAUGGCUUUUAUCUGGGGCCGCAGAGGGGAGCUCCCUCGCCAAGGAACUGAUCGAGAAGUUUUGCUGGGGUUCUUUCAGCCCACAGCAGGUGCAGAGUUUGGCUUUUGCUGCUGUGAAGGACCUCAAGCUUGCCAACCCCGACUUCAGUUUGCCAGACUUGGAGAAGCUGGCCUCACUGGGCGGUUCUGGACAGUACCCCUCCCGCUGUAACAGCGAGUUGCUGGGUUUCCUGGAGCCAUCUGUGAAGUUGAGUCCAGCCUUCACUGCUACCAUACCCUUCAAAGCUCCCUUGAUGGACCAGCAGCAGGACUUCCUGCUGCCACACCAGGUUUUUGCAGACAUUUAUCGGGAGUAUCCCGAUGCUUUUGAAAAAAACCUGCUGAACAGCGAGGACGAGCUUGAACGGUUCUGGGAAGCGGCCAAAGGCAACCCACAGUACGAUGAUCACCCCAUUCGUGAGCGAAGCAACUUCUCACGGAAGUGCAUCCCAAUUGGCCUUCAUGGUGAUGAUGUCCCCAUCGUGGGGAUAGGCAAGGGGUGGUCAUCAAAGAUGAGCAUCUUUAGCUGGUUUUCCAUGGUUGCACUGGGCCGCAACACUCGGGACAAGAUGCACUUAGUGUAUGCUUGCUUCGAAAAGCUGCGAACCCGGCAAGCUGGUCGAAAUACUUUGCACAGUUUCUUCCGGCUUCUUGCUUGGUCGCUCUGGUGGCUCUGGCUUGGUGUCUUUCCAGAUUGCGAUGUCGACGGAAAGCCGUACAGGAGGGGGACUCCUGAGUUUGCCAAAGCGCGAAAACCCCUGGCCAAUGGCUACUUCGCUGUGCUAUGGGGUGUUCUGGGCGAUCUUGAUUACUUCUUUCAAGUUCUGGAGCUGCCGCACUAUGCCAGAGCAACAAACUUUUGUCCUCUUUGCCGAGCCUGUGCUAGCGGCAUUUAUGCAUGGACAGAUUUCAGACCGACAGCUGCCUGGCGAACAACACAAUGGACAGGUGCGGCUUGGAGAGCAUGGGAGCAUCGCUCUCGUUCGCCGCUUUUUAAUCUGUCAUAUCUGACCUGCCACACGAUAUGCUUGGACUGGAUGCAUGUCAAAUAUCUGGGCUGCGACCAGUACUUAUUUGGCAGCAUUCUUGAGCUUCUGGUGUCGUGGGUCCUGGAUGGUUCGGCCGACGAGAACUUGAAACGAGUCUGGGCUGCCCUGCAAGAGGCAUAUAACUCGUUGAGGACUCCGGCCCAGCAGCGGUAUCGCUAUCUCAACCGGCUGACUAUGUUCAUGCGAAGCGGAUAUGCGAAACUGCGAGGCAAAGCAUCCGAGAUACGGCAUCUGGGGAAGGCUUUGCAAAUCGUGUGGCUCAAGUUUUACAACAAGCGAUUGGAAGUUCACCGUGACAUUGCCCUUAUCUUGAAGCUCAACUGUGCAAUGGAGUCCAUCAUAGAGGACAACCGCUGUGAAUAUGCCUUCCCGCCCGAAGAUGCCACACGUUUUCGCACCUCUUGCGACGGCAUGCUCCUCCUGCUUUCGAAAACUGCCAGACACUUCGCAGAGGAUGGGCAGCAGUUUUUUGACCUUACAAGCAAGAACCACCUGCUGCAACACUUGGGUAUAUUGGCUGGCGGGAUCUCGCCAAGACCCCCUGUGGAUAAGCAGACUUUUUUCUUCGUUUUGGGAUUUGGGUUUCGAACUCUAUAUAGAGUCGCAGGCACAACUUAA